AUGGACUCUCUUUCACUCUUCAACGCCACCGCCUCACUCCCCUUCUUCUCUUCCUCUCUCGACCACCCCAAACCCUACCUCUCCUCCUCCUCUUCCAGACCCAUGCCGAAGCUCGACGCCAUCCACUGCUCUGCCGCCGCCAAGCCCAAGGAGGCCAAGCUCUGGGGCGGCCGCUUCGAGGAAGGCGUCACCGACGCCGUCGAGCGCUUCACCGAGUCCAUCUCCUUCGACAAAGCCCUCUACAAGCAUGACAUCCUCGGCUCCAAGGCCCACGCCUCCAUGCUCGCCAAACAGGGAUUGAUGACUGAGGAGGAUAGGGACAGCAUCCACGAGGGGCUUAGUGAGAUUCAGCGGCGAAUUGAGAAGGGCGAGUUUGAGUGGAGGACUGAUAGGGAGGAUGUGCAUAUGAACAUUGAGGCGGCGCUGACCGAUAUGAUCGGCGAGGCGGCCAAGAAGCUGCACACGGCGAGGAGCCGGAACGAUCAGGUCUUGACUGAUUUCCGGCUGUGGUGUAGGGAUGCAAUUGAGGCGAUUUUGGUGCAGAUUAAGCAUUUGCAGGUUUCGUUGGUCCGGUUGGCGGUGGGGAAUGAGGGGCUGAUUUUUCCGGGGUACACGCAUUUGCAGAGGGCUCAGCCUGUUUUGCUUCAGCAUUUGCUCUUGGCGUUUGUCGAGCAGCUUGAACGUGAUGCUGGUCGAUUACUUGAUUGCAAGGAGAGGUUAAAUUUUUGCCCUUUAGGUGCCUGUGCAUUGGCUGGCACUGGACUUCCAAUUGAUCGGUUUAUGACAUCUGAUGCUCUAGGCUUCACUGCUCAUAUGAGGAACAGUAUCGAUGCAGUUUCAGACCGAGAUUUUGUCUUGGAAUUUCUUUCUGCAAAUUCAAUCACAGCCAUUCAUCUCUCCCGUCUUGGUGAAGAAUGGGUAUUGUGGGCUUCAGAAGAGUUUGGAUUUAUAACACCGAGUGAUGCAGUUUCAACUGGAAGUAGCAUCAUGCCUCAGAAGAAAAACCCAGAUCCAAUGGAACUUGUUCGGGGAAAGUCUGCUAGGGUAGUAGGAGACCUGGUUACACUUCUUAUGUUGUGCAAAGGACUCCCUCUAGCUUAUAAUCGUGAUUUGCAGGAAGACAAAGAGCCUGUUUUUGAUAGUGUGAAGACAAUUUUGGGGAUGCUUGAAGUGUCUGCAGAGUUUGCACAGAACAUUUCCUUUAAUAAGGAGAGAAUACAAAAGGCUUUACCUGCUGGUCAUCUCGAUGCCACCACACUUGCUGAUUAUCUUGUGAAGAAGGGAGUACCUUUCAGAACUUCUCAUGACAUAGUUGGAAGGGCAGUAGCUGUUUGCGUCUCGAAAAGUUGCCAGCUUCAGGAGUUGAGUCUCGAUGAGCUGAGAAGUAUGAAUCCAGUGUUUGAAAAGGAUGUAUACGAGUUUCUUGGAGUAGAGAAUGCAGUUAAAAAAUUCAGCUCCUAUGGUUCCACAGGGUCAGAAUGUGUUGCCACCCAACUUAACCAUUGGGUUGGUAAACUUGAAAUCACCAAUGGGACAAACUUAUUAAGCUAGAUAUAUAUGCAGAGCUAACAGUAUUAGCCGCUAUCUGGUAAGAAGCUUCUUCGAUGAUCUAUUAG
Molecule: messenger RNA, 1616 nt
Organism: Argentina anserina (silverweed cinquefoil)
Lineage: Eukaryota; Viridiplantae; Streptophyta; Magnoliopsida; Rosales; Rosaceae
Product: argininosuccinate lyase, chloroplastic
Exons: 6
Coding region: 1-1551 (516 amino acids)
Cellular component (GO): cytosol
Molecular function (GO): argininosuccinate lyase activity
Source: RefSeq, a predicted model, not a curated record